Molecule: messenger RNA, 1910 nt
Organism: Juglans microcarpa x Juglans regia
Lineage: Eukaryota; Viridiplantae; Streptophyta; Magnoliopsida; Fagales; Juglandaceae
Product: AP2-like ethylene-responsive transcription factor At1g16060
Exons: 10
Coding region: 338-1906 (522 amino acids)
Biological process (GO): regulation of DNA-templated transcription
Molecular function (GO): DNA-binding transcription factor activity; DNA binding
Source: RefSeq, a predicted model, not a curated record
UGAUAGCUAGCAGGCCAGUUGCAUGAAGGAGUUCCAUGAUCCGUUCUUGAUGAUCUUCUUUGCAACCUUUGAUUGUCAUAUAAUAUAUACUAUUACCACCAAGAAUGAUGAUGAUAUGCAAGUUAAUUCAGAAGAAAAACGAGUCUUCAUGAGGUUCUUAGCUAGCUAGGGAGUUGAAGGCCGUCUGGUUUGAAGAGAGAUCACAGGAAGAGCUGCAUGGUUUAAUUAUCUAACCCCAUCGUCUGUUUCAUAGCCUAAAAUCGAUUUAUCUCUCAUUCCUCCAAAGGAACAGUAAGGAUAUUUUCCUCACUUGAUCCCAUCAAGCUAGCGAUCGAAGAUGAAUAUUGGAUCAAUGCACUCAGAUGAGGAUGAUUUCUACCUUCCCCUCUGGCCAACUUCCUCUACUACUUUAUCAGCUUCUUCGUUUACUUCUCAUGAUCAAUCUGGCAACUCUGGUACCAUAGGGCUCUUUAAUGAAUUGAUUACAUCUGACUCAAGCUUCCAAACCCUAGACGCUCCAUCUCUACCAAUGCAUUCACAAUAUUAUAGUACUACUGCCGAGGUUCAUGCAGAGGAUAUUAAUUUUCUCAAAAACGUUAAUUCUGAAUUAGAUCCUCAACUUCCGAUGCCUGAAUUAUCCGACGAGUACCCAUCUUUAUGGCCUGAAGUUCCACCGACACUUCGCCAAUAUUACACACAGGAAAUGCCUAACGAAAAUCCCCAAGAAAUCCAGCCUGAAUUUCCAUUGUCAACUUAUACAUUUCCGGAGGGAAAUGUACUUGAGGGUUGGAUGGGUACUAAUCAAGAAAAUAUUAUUAAUGGAGCUACAAAUAAUCUCAGCAAUAUUGUUGAAGGGAACCCGGCAAGUUCCCAUAAUGGUAUUGGUGGAUCAGAGGAUCAUGCAGGCAGUAAUCAAACUGGUAAAACAUCACAGCUUCCUGAUAAUCGUGUCGAUCGUCGUAGGGGAUUCCGUAAAAAGCCAAAGCGCUCACUUGGUGAGAGAGGCUCAAUCUACAGAGGAGUUAGUAGAUACACUGGACGUUUUGAAGCAUUUCUGUGGGAUAACACUAACCCAGGAGAGAAACCAAAGACAGUUUAUGUUGGUGGUUUUGAUAACGAAAAGGAAGCGGCUAGGGCUUAUGAUUUGGCUGCUCUCAAGUUAUGGGGCGAGGCUGCACCAAUAAAUUUUUCUCUGAGUGACUACAAGAAGGAAAUGGAGGAGAUGCAGUACAUGACAAAGAAAGAAUAUUUGCUCAGCAUUAGAAGAAAGAGUAGAGGCUUCUCCAAGGGAAUCUCAAGUUACCGUGGAGUUUCAAGGAACUCCGACUAUAAGAAAUGGCAAGCCAGGCUAGGGAAAGGUAGAGGAAUGAGAAGCAUUUAUAUUGGAACAUUUGGUACUGAAGAGGAAGCAGCCAGAGCUUAUGAUGUUGCAGCCAUAAGAAUGAAAGGAUUGAAAGCUGUCACCAAUUUUGAACUGAGCAACUACGAUGUCAAUGGCAUACUCGCAUGCGAAAAGCUUCCGAUCGGCAAGGGCGCUUCGAAGGUGUUAAAGAAGACUUCAGUGGAUGAUUUUCUUCUUACGAAAAGAAACACCGGAAAGACCCCCACAUUAUGCUCGCCGUUAGAAAACCCAAGCAGCUCUCAGCCCAACUCACAACAUGAGCAAUCAUUUGAACAGUUUAACACGUUGGCAACAGCCCCAAACAACCAGAUCAUUUCUCCGUACUUUCAGCAGAACUGCAAUAAUGCCAACCAAGUUUUUCAUCAGAACCUUAGCUCCUCCUUUCCGCUUUAUGCCACUCAGGAAUUGACUCAAAUUGGUGGAGGGGAGACAUCUGGUGGAAAUCUGAGUGAGAGCUCGAAUUUGGUGUUUCCAUGUAAUGGUGUUUGGGGGAGCACAGCUUGACAAU